AUGAAAGAAAGUUUCGGCUAUGUUGAAAAGGGUUGCGUCCAGCAACGCCUGCCUUCUCUCAGGUCGUUCCAAGAGCGCGACAUUGAAUUUGCCCGGAAGACGAGUCUUCCGUUUCUGCGCCGAGAUAGGAACGGUGGUCUUCUACCGAAGAGGCCCAAUGAGCACGUACCAAAAUAUAAUCAAUCUGGUCUGCCGUUCGACCAUCAUUUGAGCACUAUAGAGCUUUCACAAAAAGUGAUGGUGAAAGACCUGUUGGAGAAAACCAAUCCCGAUGCAGUUGCUCGGGCAAAACGUCGCCAGGUGACCACAGAAAGUCGUCCGGUCCCGGUGGAUGUGGGCGAGUCGGCCAUGCGUGACUAUUUGCUUCAUAAUUGGCGUCACGAGAAAUGCGCGGAAGCGGCCAUAGUCUGGUUUUCUGAGCAUUCCUGUUUCGACAAGGCUUGGCUGCCGCCGAACCUAUCCCCUAUUCUAUUCAGCACACUGGAUUUGCAUCGAGCAAACAGUAAUGUGGUUCAUGCUGCCCUGAUUGUGCUGGCUCAUUUGGUCAAUCUGGGUCAGCGAAUCAUAAAUUUGUCGCCACGCUCGAUUGCAGAUGAUGCGCCAACAGGUGGUACAUCCAACUGGACCAUUGUUAAAGAAUGGGCAAAUGAAGAACUUCCACUGAUCCUGACUACCAUGAAACAACACUCGGAAGAAGUCCGGAUUCAACGAGCUGGUCUACAGUUGUUUGACGCUCUGAUAAGUUCCACACAUCCGAACAUCACAGUUGAUGUGGUCCAAUCAUAUUUGCAAUCGCACAAGCAUCUUUUCGAGUAUCUAUCAGACAUUGGUGUCGUGGAUCAUUUGCUCACAAUGCUGCAAUGUGACCAAGUUCCCCUGGUCCGAUUGGCUCUGGAUUCUCUGUGGAAAUUCUGUGUCUAUCCUCCGAUUGCAGAAAAAGCUCUUGAAAAUAAUGCGUUCGAAAUAGCCAUUUCACUAAUGCGCGAUUGUCCGGAUGAUAUUGCAUUGUUUGCCAGUGGCCCACUACUGAUUCUAGCUGUUUCGUCUCUCGGUUCAGCCCAAGCGCAUUUCAUGCAAGUAGAUGACAUAGUAGCAAUAUUGCUUGGUGGACUAACCCGAUUCAACUGUUGCCCCGAUACCAUCUGGAAUAUUUCCCUGGCAUUGAAUGCGGUGAUCGUCAAUUCUGAAAAUGCUGCAUUACAAUUCGUCGGCGGUUAUCCACAAACAUCUGAAGAUGGGUUCGAUAUAUUAUAUUCCAUAUACAAAGCGUACCAUGACAAUACAAGUGUGAUAGAAGCGCUCAUGCGAAUUGUUGAAGCGGUAAUUCGAUACGAACCCGUGCUGCGUUGCAUAGCGCACGACUCGUUGCAUGCUAUGCUGAGCAAUGUGGAACAGAAUCGUGAAGAGCACCGGGUGCUCGUUUCAACCGCCCGGGACGGACUGAGAAAACUGGCCGCAUUGGAAGUGCUAGACGCCUCGUUGACCGGAACAGCCCGGUAG
Echinostoma caproni is the source of this 1500-nucleotide messenger RNA. NCBI's taxonomy places the organism in Eukaryota, Metazoa, Platyhelminthes, Trematoda, Plagiorchiida, Echinostomatidae. The record is from the annotation of a GenBank genome assembly.